Triticum aestivum (bread wheat) is the source of this 1706-nucleotide messenger RNA. RefSeq names its product protein FAR1-RELATED SEQUENCE 7-like. Gene Ontology annotation, biological process: regulation of DNA-templated transcription. The transcript has 2 exons. The record is from RefSeq and is a predicted model, not a curated record. Lineage: Eukaryota; Viridiplantae; Streptophyta; Magnoliopsida; Poales; Poaceae. The coding region runs from base 119 to 1501 and encodes 460 amino acids. Gene Ontology annotation, molecular function: zinc ion binding.
AGCUCCACGCUAUCUCCUCUCUCCACAAUUCCUCCUCCUGCCGCAAUCUCUGCAGCCGCCGCCUCCGCCUCCCCUCCCCCGCCGCAGUCUAUAGUACGGCACAAGAACAAGAUCGACCAUGGCGCUGAUCGGCAUCGACGACACGGCGGCGGUACUCGAGGAACUGCGCUGCAGGAAGGACAAGGACCCCGAUCAUUUCCACCAGUACGAGGUCGACGCCGCGGGCCAUCUAAAGAUGCUCUUCUGGACCGUCGCCGACCCUCGCUUCAACAGCCACGACCACACCGACGACGUGGUCGUCAUCGACACCGUGUUCCGGACGAACAGGUAUGGCGCGGCCUUCGUCCCCAUCAUCGGCAUGAACCACCACCGCCGCCCCGUGCUCCUCGGCAGCGGCGUCCUCACGGACCAGUCCCCUGACUCCUAUGUCUGGCUGCUGCGAGCCUUCAUGAGGUCUACAUACCAGGUGAGGCCCAAGUCUGUGAUCACCGACGGCGGCGACGCGGUUGUCCACGCCGUCGAGACCGUGCUCCCGCAGUCCAACCACCGGAUCUGCUCGUGCCACUUGGAGCGAGGCAUCCGGGAGCAUCUUGAUGGCUAUUCAGCCAAGGUCGGCUUCAGGUCGCUGAUGUUCGAGGACAAUUGCUCGCCUGUGGAGUUCGAGGAGCGAUGGCACAGUUUCGUGGCCAGACACAGGACGACGAGCAACCAGGAGUGGCUCUGCAAGAUGUACGUGAAGAGGGAGCUCUGGACUGCCGCCUUCGUCGGUGACAAGUUCUUCCUCGGCAUGGUGACAGACCAGAGCACGGAGUGCUUCUGCCUAUCUUCAGGCCUGCGCACGAGCUUCUCCGAGGACAUGACGCUGCUCGCCCUGCUCCGGCGCGCGGACUUCAGGUGCAAGUACAUGCGCACGCAGGAGGCCGAGCUCGACAACGAGGCUGACAAGUCCCGCGUUGCACUGACGACCGAGCACGAAUGCCUGGAGAAAGACUUUGCGCGGUCCUUCACGCCGGCCAACUUCGCCAUCGUGCUGGAGGAGAUCGAGGCGCUGGACGACUUUGAGAUCAUCGACACCCUGAGCAGCAGCUCCGACGGCUCGGGCGACAAGGUCUACACGCUGGAUCUCCACGGCGAGCUCUAUAACGUGUUGCAGUCCGACGGCGGUGACGACCAGGACGACGUCUUCAAGUGCAGCUGCCGGAAGAUGGAGCGCGACGGCUUGCCAUGCCGGCACAUCCUCCACGUGCUGCAGCACGAAAAGGCGUCCUCCAUACCGAAGUGCUGCAAGCUGGGAUGGCUGCUGCGGCGGGGUGACACAAGGCACGAGAGGCUCGGCGAGAUGGAGGCGCUGGGGCGGAAGGUGUUCGACCUGGCGUCGCAGGACGCCGAGGAGUUUGAGGAGAUCAAGGGGUUCUUGCAGGACUGGCUGCAGCAGCGAAACUACUCUGCACGCGACAUUGCAGACAUGAUUUUGAGCCAUACCGUCUUUGGAGGGUGCUGAUUUCUAGAAUAAUGCGAUCUAGUGGAUGCUUUUGUCGGUCGUGAAGAGAUCAUGCAGAAAUCUAUUGUCUUGUGACUUGCAGUAUCUACUUCGACUAGUAUCCAUCGGUAAGACACGUAUUUAGUUAGUGUUCUAUUUAGGUGUGUCAGACAUUACAUGUGACAUACAGAUGAAGUGUGUUAUUUAUGGAUGCGAAUUGCUGUCA